AUGAGCCUUGAGAAAGCGGGCCGCGAGACUUCCCUGGGAAGGACACCACCAGCCCCGAAGGGCGGGAGCUGGAGGAAGUCACAUCUGGAACAGCCCAAACGUCUCGUGUACAAAAAGAUUAUCAAACCGCUAAUGGAGAAGAAGCGAAGGGAUCGAAUUGCCCACUCUCUGAAUCAGCUGAAGGCUCUCUUGCUAGAGGACACCAGCCAAGGUAACAAGCCUCUUCCUAACGCUCGUAUGGACAAGGCAGCUCUUCUGGAAAUGACGGUGCAGCGGAUCCAAACAUUGCAACUAGCAGCCUUCUUCAUCUCAGAAAGACAACAGUAUCUGGAGGCUCCCAGACCAUCAAACUCUGCAUCCAAACCCACCCAUGAGACCACCUCACUAGCAACUCCUCCGACAACAUCUAUGCCAGUAAAGAUCUCAAGCUGGAGUGAUAAGUGUCUAGCUUCCCCCGGCCUAAGAUAUUUUGGAAGAUCUGUUCCUUCUGUGAUCCUGAGCAAAACAGGGUCUCAGAUAUUCUGGAGACCCUGGUCUACCUAA
This is a messenger RNA of Elgaria multicarinata webbii, 543 nucleotides long. Its product is annotated as transcription factor HES-5-like. Lineage: Eukaryota; Metazoa; Chordata; Lepidosauria; Squamata; Anguidae. The transcript has 4 exons. Gene Ontology annotation, cellular component: nucleus. Bases 1 to 543 code for a protein of 180 amino acids. Gene Ontology annotation, molecular function: RNA polymerase II cis-regulatory region sequence-specific DNA binding; DNA-binding transcription factor activity, RNA polymerase II-specific; protein dimerization activity. Gene Ontology annotation, biological process: anterior/posterior pattern specification; regulation of transcription by RNA polymerase II; regulation of neurogenesis. The record is from RefSeq and is a predicted model, not a curated record.